AUGCGUAGAGCGUCCCGAGACUCUACCCAGUCCAUCCCUAUCGAUCCGGUUUCUUCGCGAUCCGGAUUUUGUCGAUCGUGGGACGAUCCUGAAUCAGCUCUACCACCAAUGAAAUCGCAGCUUGUGAUUGAAUAUGCAUACCAAAUCCACGAGCGCGAACCGGAAACGUGGAUUUUCUGGAUCUAUGCCAGCAACGCCGCCCGGUUUGAGCAGAGCUACUGGAAGAUUGCAGACACAGUGAAGCUGUUUGGGCGGCAGAAUCCGAAGGCCAACAUUUGUAGGCUGUUAUAUAACUGGCUGCAGGACAGUACGAAUGGAAAGUGGAUUCUGAUAUUGGACAAUGUCGACGAUGCGCAUUUUCUUCUCGAUCGCCACGACGACGAUGUGCGAGGUCCGGCUGACGUUAUCGAGCUUGCCGCAGCGCUGGACUUUAUCCCGCUGGCGAUUGUUCAAGCUGCAGUAUAUAUUUCCGACUCGGAACGGGAUUGCUCGGUACGACAGUACCUCGACGAGUUCCGCAGAAGCGAUCGCAAAAAGGUCCGUCUAUUGGGCCGCGGAGAGGGCCAGCUCCGUCGAGAUUGGGAGGCCAGGAACUCGGUCCUCACAACAUGGCAGAUCUCCCGACGAUCCGUGGCUGAUUUGCUGUCGCUGGUGAGUUUCUUCGACCGCCAAGGGAUUCCUGAGGCGCCCCUUAAAAGCCGAAGCGAACAGCGACACGUGGAGCCGAGUCAUAGCGAUGACGACGGCGGCGACGACGACGACAGUGAAUCACAGUCUAGUGUAACCGAUGAGUUUAAAGACGACAUUCUUAUACUGCGCAGAUACUCCUUGAUCUCUACCAAUGCGGACCAAAGGACCUUCAGCAUGCACGGCCUGGUGCAGCUCGCAGUGCGAAGAUGGUUAGAAAUGAAUGGCGAGCUAGAGAAGUGGAAGCAGCAGUAUAUCCGGAAUCUGAACGCGGAAUUUCCCACGGGAGAGUUUGAAAAUUGGGCGCAGUGUCAAAUACUUUUCCCGCAUGCAAAGGCAGCGGCCAGCCAGCGGCCCCAUGAGCGCGACUCAUUAAUGGAGUGGGCUGCAGUGUUGUACAAGGCCGCAUGGUACGACAUGCGAAAAGGCAAUGGGGCUGAGGGGAGAGCCUGUCCGGAACAUGAAGAUACACUGGAUAGCGUAGAAAUGGGUCGAUGGAAGGCAGCAGAAGAGCUGGAAGUGCAGGUGAUAGAGACAAGGAAGAAAGUGCUAGGAGCCGAGCAUCCUGACGCUCUGGCCAGCAUGGCGAAUUUAGCAGAAACCUACCGAAGCCAGGGACAAUGGAAUGAAGCUGAGAAGCUGGAGGUGCAAGUCUUGGACACAAGAAAGAAAUGUGCUAGGCUUCGGGCCAAAAAUCUAGGCACUACCCACCGGGAUACCUUGUCUUCCAACGAUGCUCUUACGGAAUGGCAGAAGAUAGAGCAUCAUAAAUCUUCAAGCCCCGGCAAAGGCCGAAGACGAGAGGCCUUGAAGCGUGUUCUGAGUUUUAAGUAG
Messenger RNA from Talaromyces stipitatus ATCC 10500, 1521 nucleotides. RefSeq lists its product as uncharacterized. The transcript has 7 exons. Bases 1 to 1521 code for a protein of 506 amino acids. The record is from RefSeq and is a predicted model, not a curated record. Gene Ontology annotation, molecular function: protein binding. NCBI's taxonomy places the organism in Eukaryota, Fungi, Ascomycota, Eurotiomycetes, Eurotiales, Trichocomaceae.